Molecule: messenger RNA, 1880 nt
Organism: Toxotes jaculatrix (banded archerfish)
Lineage: Eukaryota; Metazoa; Chordata; Actinopteri; Toxotidae
Product: deoxyguanosine kinase, mitochondrial-like
Exons: 7
Coding region: 323-1312 (329 amino acids)
Cellular component (GO): mitochondrion; cytoplasm
Molecular function (GO): deoxynucleoside kinase activity
Source: RefSeq, a predicted model, not a curated record
GUAGCGUGUAGGCACAUUGUCCCAUAAACUUACAUCAGUAAUAUUACUGACCAACCCUAAAUAUGCAAAACGCAAAAGUGUGAACAUUACAGGAUCGACUCCACUAAUAUAACGCGAUUUAUAAACGUAGCAGUGUUUGUAAAAUUAGCUAUAAAUUGAUUAUACCUAACGAAUGUGCCUGUUACAUCAUGGAGAGGAUGAGCUAGCUAGCUACCAUGAGGUUAACUCUACGGUAAUGUCAAAUUUCAUAACUGCUCACCCGCAUUAGCAAGCACCAAGUGACUUUCAGAUAAAUGUGACAGUUCCUGUGUUAUUGUACCUGAUGUCUGUCGUGAUGUCUGCUCUGUAUCGAAGCGUCCCGUUCAGUCGUUUUUCCAAAUUACAAAAACAAACCGGUUUGGUACAGCUCUUGAGAUUUGAAUACAAUGCGCCUCCUCCACAGUGGAAGACACCUGGACACACAAACAUAACACAGACAGCAACUAACAUGAGUACCAUGGCUAGUAAGGCAGACAAGAUGAACGUUUUUUGUUCGAGGUGUCUGUCAAGUAAAGCUUCAGCUCUAGAUGGAAAAGAUCGAGUGAAGAGAGUUUCUAUCGAAGGCAACAUAGCUGUUGGAAAGUCGACAUUUGCAAGACUCUUACAGACAGCCUGUUUAGACUGGGAAGUGAUGGCGGAGCCUGUCAGCAAGUGGCAGAACAUUCAGAGUGAGACCUCAAAGGGGACAGACACGUCCCCCGAGACGACAGUAAGCAACCUGCUGCAGAUGAUGUAUGAGGACCCCCAGCGCUGGUCGUACACGUUCCAGACGCAUUCGUGUAUGAGCCGACUAAGAACUCAACUGCAGCCUCCCCCAGCUCGCCUGCUCAGCUCAGAGGGAACACCUGUCCAGGUGUAUGAGCGCUCAGUCUACAGCGACAGGUACAUCUUUGCCCUGAACAUGUUUGAGUUGGGUUGUAUCAACUCUACUGAGUGGGCAGUUUACCAGGACUGGCAUUCCCUCCUGGUGGAGCAGUUUGGACACCAGGUGGCGCUGGAGGGCAUCAUCUACCUCAGAGCCCCACCAGAGAAAUGCAUGGAGCGCCUGGAGCACCGGGGACGGUCAGAGGAGAAGGAAGUGAAACUGGACUAUUUGGAAAAGCUUCACGUUCAACAUGAGAAGUGGCUUGUUGAGAAGAGCACUGAGAUACAUUUUGAGAAGUUGAAACAGUUACCUGUGUUACAACUCGAUGCCAGUGUGGAGUUUCAGAGCGACCCAGAGGUGCGGGAGCAAUUUAUUACAAAGGUCAAGAACUUCUUCAAUGCUUUGUGAGACCACAGUCAUCAGCUUACAUCAGCAGUGGGAAACAGAUGACACCAGUCAGACCUCAUUCAGUCAAGUGUGUUAACUGACAUAUAAAUAUAACAUAUGAGCCUAUCAGAGUGAUGGAAAUAUAAAGUAAGAGAAAGGAUACGUCUCUUUUUGAUAAGCUGCUGCCUUUACAUGAAACACACCGGUUCAGUUUUAUCUACAUACUAAUGUUCUUCGAAAGAGACUUUUAGAUUGUUACAUUACCUCACAGCAUUUUGUUGGUUUCUUAUUUAUUUGUUAGUUUUUAGGGUCAGUGGGCACUUAAAAAAGUUAUUUAUGUUACAGUUUAUUCCACUUAAGAACUAUUGCUCUGCCUGACACAGUGAUUCACAAAUACGAGUGAUUGAAACACUGAUCAGUUAAGUGAUUUUAAAGCUUGUGUAAAUUAUAAACUACGCCUGUGUUAUCACUACACGGUUUACUGAACAUCACACAGUUUCGGUGCAUGAUAUUAUUUUAUACAUUCCUGAAUGGCUAGAACUAGCAAACAAAGACAAAUUGUAUAUUUGUCCUUCAAUAAAAUAAACAU